UCCUCCGCUAUGUGAUUGAGUUCACUUCCAUAGCAACCUGUGUAUGUAAUUACAGCGAACUUCAGUGACGGCUGCCGGGAGUUGUUCAGGCACAGGACAAAGCCCCUGGCUGGUAUUUAUGGGUGACUAUUGUAUUACGUAAAAGUAAAUAAUGCGGGGAAAGACUACAACAGAGCCACCUUGCCUUAACAGCGAUAAUUUUGAAGACUGUCUGGUUUCUGAUGAUGUCCUGGUGCAUUUUUUUAACGAGUUCCUCAGUCUACCGUCGUUCCCCGAGUCUGUGCAGUACAAUAAAGAGACCGGUGUAUUUGAGGUGGUCAGUGACGGAGCAGAAGCUGUGUAUCAGAAGAUCAGGUCAGCCCUGCGUCUCUGUCAGUCGCAACAUCUCAAUGAUCACGUGGAGUUGGCGCUGAGACCCAUGGUGGACAACAAAUACACUGUCCUUUGCUUGGACAGAGAACAGGGAGUGAAGUGGAUCAUUAAAGAAAGACUGCCCUUGUUUAUUCGAAGUGACUGCUACUUCGAGUACAGAUUAGCAAAGCUGCUUUCUCAGUGGGUCCCUGUGGGCUUGACCCAGAAGAAGAGUGGGUCCUCAGCCCAACAGCAUCUCUCUGUCCCUUCUGAGUCUGUCUCUCCUUCCCCGGGGCCUGAAGAGAGAGAGACGCUGUUACAGGACAUUUAUGUUUCACUCGGCCAGGCCUCAGUAACAGACAUGUUCACUAUCACCAAGGACAUUGACAGAAUGCAGCUUCCUGCUGGGACCCAGUCAGUGGUCACCCCAGUGGGUUCCCUUGGCCUGGGAGAAUCACUGUCCAGAUGCCACAGUCUCCACACUCUGACCUGCCUGAGUAACAGCCCAGCGUUCCCUCAGUCUGGCCUCCAGAGUCCUGCUGCCAGCCUCACUUUGGCUGGAGACUGUUUCCAGGCUGAUAUCCAUACAGAGGUGACAUCGUCUGGACAAGAGGAACAGAGGGGUCUGAUCUCAGCCAGCUCCUCCUGCAUCCCUGACUCAGACUCCUGCGCUCUCUCCUCUCCUCCCUCCUCUGUGGUCACAGACGUACCUCUUUGCUCCUCAGUGCUAGAUUGGGAGAGCAGGCAGGAGGCCCAACGGCCAGAUCAGGAGACAAGGGUCCACCUCCCUGAGACAGGAACUGUUGAGGGGCCUUAUGUAAACUACAACCCCCAGAGUCCCUCUCGCAGCAGUCCAGUAACACAACUAGCUGACCUGCUGGUAGAGCGAGGACUGAGAGACAGUGAGACAGACAUGGACUACAGCAGCACCUCUCCCAGCUCCAGCCGUCAGGAGAAGACCUGUGGUCUAGGGGCAACUACCAACCACUGCAGACUGAUGAGGGAGAAGGGGAUCGGGUCUUCACAUCUGGAUACCGACCCAGACCUUGGGUUCUACGAUGACACUGGCAGUAUCCAUGAUGGUAGACCAGAGAGACACGGCCUUGAGGAGUUCAAAGAGUUCUUAAAGGGAAGUCCAGGGGAGAAGCUGUUGAAUCUGUGGGUGGAUGUAGAGAGACUCAAAACCCUGGCGGAAAACAAGAGGAAAAUCAGGCAUUUGGAACAGAUGCGUAGCCAAUACCUGCUGAGCAGUGGCCGGAGUCGUCUGAGUGGUGAAACUCUCACCAGACUGGGUCUUUCUACCUCCUACUGCUGGGGAGAGGGCAGACUUCUGGAAGUACAGCCCCACCUCGCUGAGGCGCUGAUCAGCUACUGGGGUCAGAGGUUCAGGCUAAGCCAGUCUAACCCCAAGGAAAGGGCUAGAGACUCCGACGUAAUGUCCCCGUGGGGUAAGAGACAGCUCCACCCCCUCUCCGGGGUCAACCCUUGCUACUUCACCCUCCACCCGCUCCGCCCGCUCCGCCCUCACAGUGGUCGACCCACGGACAGGAGCCCAGCUCAUUCACAGCCUGGCUAUGGCAGCAGCAGUCCUGAUGUAGGAAAUCUGAGGAGGGACAGGAUGCUACAGGCUCUGCAUGUUGACUCCAAGGCCGGCUUCUACUUUACACAAUACUGUGAACGCUCCGGAAAUCAGUUGUGGGAGAAUGCCAUCCACUUCUGGUUUGAUCUGCAGCAGUACCACCUACUAUUCUACCAUGAUGGACUGGAUCCCUACAGGGUACAGAGACAGGCUCAGUUGCUCUACUCAACAUAUGUGUGCAGUGACGCCCGGUGCAGCGUUGAUGUGGAGGAGGAGGUCAGGAGGAGGGUGUACGCCUGUCUCACUCCCCCCUUUGAGGAGCUGUUUGACGCGGUGGAGGAGUACUCCCUAACCCUCCUCAUGGAGCCUUGGACCCAGCUCACCACCACGGACACACUGACCCACCAGGGGGUGGGCGUUUGGGAGAGGUCUCAGGAGGUGGAGUCAGAGCAGUACAGACGGCUGCAGCGACUUUAUGAGGAGUCCACCUGCAGACUGGAACAGCGUGCUGCUGCCGGGGCCUGCAGGCCCCCUCCUCCACCACUAGAGGUCCCCAGGUCUCCAGCUCUGUGGGCAGCGGUAGCAGAGCGUUUCAGGGGCUACAGGCUGGGCUCUCUGUUGAGACACCAUGUGGAGCUGCAGCACUUCACCUCCUUCCUACAGCACAACAAGGCCAGUGUGCACUUGGAGUGCUGGCUAGACCUAGAACAUUUCAGGAGGAUCCCCCAUAAAGACACGGCUGUGAGAGAGGAUGGCUCUAAACUCAUCAAGGACAAAUACCUCAGCAGGAAAUACUUCUUUGGUCCUGAAAGCCCUGCCACCAGAGAGCAGCAGGAUGAUGUGAUGCGACUUGCGGGUGGCUGGGGCAGGCUGCUCCAUGAGCGCCUUUGUGGCCCUGUUCUUCUGGAGGUUCAGAACAUCGUCAGGAGCCAUAUUGAAUCAAGAUGGCUGCCACUCUUCCUGGCUACACCAGCAUUUACUGAGAGACAACAGCCAACAGUCAAGCAUCAGGGUGAAGACGGACCGUUGGACCGGGUCUACCAGCGACACAGGAAGAGGACAGAAAGGUGGAAGCAGUUGGAGGGGACGUGGAUGACAUCUGCGGGGGGGAUCUUGGCUUUCCGCCAGGCCCUGCUCAACCCUGUCACAUGUCACCAGUUCCGGCGCUUUGUGUCUCUGAAGGGGGACUUCCUGGAGAAUGACGUCCUGUUCUGGCUGGAGGUGCAGAGGUACAAGGAUCUUUGCCACUCCCACUGUGACGAGACAGUUGUCCAGGAUAAGGUGUCAAUCAUCAUCAGCUGUUUCAUCCAGUCCUCGAUUCCGCCGGCCCUGCAGAUAGACAUCCCCCCUGAGCAGGCCAAGAACAUUCUGGAGAAGAGGACAGAGUUGGGGCCCUACAUCUUCAGAGAGGCACAGAUGUGUGUGUUCAGUGAGCUGCUGAAGCUGUGGCCAGAGUUCCUGUUGUUUAGAAGCAGUGUGGCGGAGGAGGAGGUGCUGCCUGAGCUAGAGAACAGGAGACUCCAACAGAGAGCCAGGCUGCAGCGCCACAGGAGGCGAGAGGAGGAGAAUAGAGCCCAGGAGGAGGUAGAGAGGUUUCCAGAGGGGGAGACUGUGACCGGGGUGGAGCAGAAACAAAAAGAAUGGGAGAGCAGGGAGCUUCUACAUCCUAACCAACAGUUGUCCUGGUCCUACUCUAAGUACUUGAUCGCUCUGGAAAGAGAGGAGGUGUUGCUAAGGCGACAGAAACUGGGAGCCGACUCUUCCUCCACCAGUACAGACUCGUCCUCCGUCCACAGCCAGAAGUCAAAGGGGGGCAGUAGACGGCCCGUUCGACAGCGGGCACAGGAGGCCCCUGCCUUCUCCAGGAGAGACGACAUCCCUGCGUGAUGGACAGUUGUUGCUCCUGUAACAAUUGUAUUGACAGCUAAACAUAUUUCUAGUAACCAUAGAGAAAGAUAGAGGAGUCCAGGACCCAUAAGUGUUUUAGCAUGUGCCUUUGAGGAGGUUUUACCAACCUGAGCGGUCAUCUCGAUGGGUCUUCCUAAUGUAUCACACUAUCCCGUCCAGGAUCCGCCAAUGGGCUCCUCUUGUUAGUGGAUGUUCUACUUUAAAAUGGAGGCCUCACACGGCUGUACUCUGUCUCCUCCUAGUGGCUGUACGAUGUUAAUAAAUAUCCUACUCUGACAGAAGGCGGAGGAG
This is a messenger RNA of Esox lucius (northern pike), 4129 nucleotides long. RefSeq names its product regulator of G protein signaling 22. The transcript has 23 exons. Gene Ontology annotation, biological process: regulation of signal transduction. Bases 152 to 3817 code for a protein of 1221 amino acids. Lineage: Eukaryota; Metazoa; Chordata; Actinopteri; Esociformes; Esocidae. The record is from RefSeq and is a predicted model, not a curated record. Gene Ontology annotation, molecular function: G-protein alpha-subunit binding.